AUGUCGGCAACCGACGAGAAACAUCCGACUUCGAGCGAGGUCACCGCUCAUCAACAACAAUCCUCAUCACCAUCAUCGCCAUCAACCUCGCCGUCAACCGAAGAAGAGAAACCACCACCACCACCACCAUCAAGAUGGCACCGCCUCUACAACACAAUCUACUGGGUCCCGCCCAACUGCCGCUGGAACCCCUCCUCCCCACCGCAAUUCUCCAUGGCGCACAACGUAAUGUUCGGCUUCGCAGGGGCCUUCACGGUCGCGAACCUCUACUACAACCACCCAAUCCUGAACAUUCUGGCUGAAGAUUUCGGCGUGGAUUAUGUCGAGGUGUCGCAGAUCCCGACGCUCGCCCAGGCGGGGUAUGCGACGGGCUUGUUGCUGCUGUGUCCCCUGGGGGAUUUGCUCAAGCGGAGGCCGUUUGUGUUGACGUUGGUUUUCUUUACGGCGACGAUGUGUAUUGGGCUUUGCGUGACGAAUAGUGUGUCGGUUUUUUGUGCGAUUCAGUAUAUCACGGCUGUUACGACGGUCACGCCGCAGUUGAUGAUGCCUCUCGUGGGAGAUCUGGCGCCCCCGAAGAAGAGAGCGGCGGCUCUGUCGAUCGUCACGAGUGGUUUGAUGCUGGGGAUCCUUCUUGCUCGACUGCUCUCUGGUGUGGUAACGCAGUACACUUCUUGGAGAACGAUCUACUGGAUGUCCGUCGGCCUACAAUACCUCAUCUUCAUCCUGCUCUGGCUCUUCAUGCCUGAUUAUCCAUCGGUCAAUCCUGGCGGGCUUAAUUACUUCAAGAUGCUCUGGUCGAUCGUCGUGAUGAUGACCAAGCAUCCGGUCUUGGUGCAGGCUUGUCUGGUGUCGUUCUUCGUGUCGUCGACGUUUACGAACUUCUGGACGACGUUGACGUUUCUUCUAGCGGGCGAGCCUUACAAUUAUACCCCACUUGUGAUUGGGUUGUUCGCUCUGAUUGGGAUAGCGAGUAUGUGUUGUGGACCUUUCUACGCCAAGUACGUUACGGAUCGAUUCGUGCCGCUGUUCACGGUGAUUUUGGGAAUGAUCUGGUGCGAGCUUGGAGUCUGCAUUGGAACGUAUACUGGCACGUUCACCGUGGCGGGGCCGGUCAUCCAGGCCAUCUUCAACGACUUUGGGAUGCAGACUUCGCAGAUUGCGAAUCGAUCUGCGAUCUUUACCGUGGAGCCAAAGGGUCGGAAUCGGGUUAAUACUGCCUUCAUGAUCUUCACGUUUGCGGGACAAUUGACUGGAACAUCGGUGGGUGCGCGUUUGUACACCCAAAGCGGAUGGAUCGCGAGUGGAAGCUACAGUGUGGGUGCCAUAGGAGUAGCAGCACUCAUAACCCUCGCCCGGGGACCAUGGGAAGAAGGCUGGAUAGGCUGGCACGGAGGCUGGAGCAUUCUCAAGAAGAGCCGAGACAGCGCAGACGGAAAGAUUGAGGACAAGCCGGCGUACGGAGCGACAGAACCAUCGACAGAACAGAACGACAUCGAGAAAGGAGCGCAUCAUGAUAUGCACGAACAUCAUCACGGACAUGACGAUCAGGAGGCGGUGAACAGGACGACGGCUGAAAAGAGUUUAGAAAUGAGAGCUGCGGAAGACACGACAGAUCAGAUUGACGAUGAGAAGGAUUCGACCAAGUCGGUCGUUAGGGACGAGAUUUCGCCUGUUGUUGGGAAGGAGGUGAGAUGA
This is a messenger RNA of Zasmidium cellare ATCC 36951, 1695 nucleotides long. RefSeq lists its product as uncharacterized. The coding region runs from base 1 to 1695 and encodes 564 amino acids. The transcript is spliced from 3 exons. The record is from RefSeq and is a predicted model, not a curated record. Gene Ontology annotation, biological process: transmembrane transport. Gene Ontology annotation, molecular function: transmembrane transporter activity. Lineage: Eukaryota; Fungi; Ascomycota; Dothideomycetes; Mycosphaerellales; Mycosphaerellaceae.